GGGGGCAAAGGAGGAGAGAAGAGGAGCAAAGGCAUCGGCAGGUGUUUGUUGCUGCUUGUGUACCAGCGGAAUAGCCCUAUAGCGAUAGUGUCUACGAGAACGGCACGGAGAGACAGCGCAUGAGUGGACCAGACUACGUGUACGCCAACGGGAACGGGAACGGGAACGGCAGCGCCAAUGGCGGCGGCAGCGGCGGCAACAGACGCCGCAGCUCGCACAAUGCAAACGGCCUCAGUGGAGGGGGACUUGACAGCGUGUACCAGCCGGUGAAUCUGUUCAACGGCGUGGAGAUCCAGAACAUCCUGCACAACAACUUCGAGCGGUACCGCUCGAAGGCCGCCGUCUACACGGAGAGUGUGGGCCGGGCUUCUGCCGGCGGCGGCGAAGCCGCUCGCCCCAGUGAGGAGCAUGAGUUCACGAUGGUGAGCUCCUCGAACAGCGGCGCCAACGCCAACACCGCCGCCACCGCCACCGCCACCGCCAACAGCUAUGGCGGCGAGCGGUACGGCUACGACCGGGCCGGCUACGGCGGCCGCAAGGGAAAGGACCUGUUGAGCGAGUUGAGCAAGAGCAUGAUGCACAUGCACCCCCACACGCACAAGAACAGCGCCAGCAGCGCCAGCAGCGCCAGCGCCAGCCACUACCACUACCACCACCACUACCAGCAGCAGCAGCAGCAGUAGUUGACGACCGCCAACCGUUGUUCUCGUCCAUGUCCUACGUAGCUUGUGUCGUCUUUGUACUCAACAUGUAUGUAGCAUCUGUUAUCGGCCUCGGUACGUCACUCUGGUGUGCGCUUACGUCAGCACGCGACUCCUCUCCGGGGCACGCGCCCUGUCCGAAAGGGGAAACGCCGGCGGCUUUGUUCGUGAGCAAAGCGAGCGGGCAGGAACGAAGGGCCGUCUGGCCCAGAGGGGCCGGCAGAGGGGAGGAAGAGCCUGUGCAGAGUUUUCUUCUGGC
Molecule: messenger RNA, 960 nt
Organism: Pichia membranifaciens NRRL Y-2026
Lineage: Eukaryota; Fungi; Ascomycota; Pichiomycetes; Pichiales; Pichiaceae
Exons: 1
Coding region: 120-683 (187 amino acids)
Source: RefSeq, a predicted model, not a curated record